Molecule: messenger RNA, 1739 nt
Organism: Puccinia graminis f. sp. tritici CRL 75-36-700-3
Lineage: Eukaryota; Fungi; Basidiomycota; Pucciniomycetes; Pucciniales; Pucciniaceae
Exons: 13
Coding region: 204-1625 (473 amino acids)
Source: RefSeq, a predicted model, not a curated record
UCUUGCAACUCUGUCUGAAACAAAAAUCAUCUAUUUGCUAUUUCCCUACCGUCGGUUGGAAACUCUAACAUUCUCUCAUUCAUACCCUCCAAGCACUAUAACCUUCAUACUUUCCUUGAUUAGACAUUCUUGCCCCUAUCCUUUCUUUUUUCUACCCACAUCUUCACAUCUUUCAUGAUCUGUUAAGUGACCUUUUGGAAAAAAUGGUAUCGAGUUUUGUAUCAUUUCCGCGGGAGAAUGCCCGCGGAUUAGUGAUCAUGAUUGUUUUUUUGUUUGGGAUUCGAUUGGUCGGAUCUGCUACUACGAGUACCACGCCUCAAUGGACCCUCCCCAUGCGGGAAAAGAAGCUUCCCGAAAGUACUGCAACUACAACAACCCACACAACUAACAGCACUAACACAACCACCACCAGUAAGACUUUGGCUACAACUAACACCCCAAAGAUCUGUGACGCCGAAGCUCCCUCUCCCGAUGUCUGGAAGGCUCGCAAUAUCUCCGGUUUCUUGGCUAGUUAUCCUAACGGCAAUAGUGUCACUAUCUCGGAUUUUGCUAAACAGAACGGGGUCAUGAAUUAUGCUUGUGGGCUUGGAGAAACGUGCGAUGCGGGACAGAUCUGUGCGCCGAUUCCAGGUCCAGUCUGGCACGUUUUGUAUGCGGUCCAGCAGUGGCAUCACAUGCAGGUAUCCUUGGAUAAAGCCUUAAACUUUGCCGCCAAUACCCUUGACAUCAUUGGAUCCCAACUCUCGAUUGAUCUCUUCCCACCCGACAAGAAGAAAUCUGAUCAUCUGUUCAAAGUGGCCUACAUCUUGGCAUUGGUUGUUGCAAUCUGGGCUACUAUCAGCGCCGCUCUAUUGAUCUGGUUUCCUGGAGUCGGUGUGGGUCUUGCAGCCGCAGCUGGAGCUGCUUUUGCAACAGCUCAAGCUGUCACAACCCUCCAAGCUAACAGUGCCUUUAACGGCAUGCGGUCAGAUGCCUUUUCUAGAUGGGCUUCAUUUAUGAAUGCAGUUUCACAAUGGAAGGAUGGGAUGCAAAAGAGUCUUUCUGACGAUAUGAAACGUGCUCUUGGAACCGGAAUCAAUGAUCCAGCUGGCCUUGGUGGAAUGCUAGCCGAUGGUAAACUGUUCACCAACACACUAGACAAGACUACUUAUGACAUUGAGAAGUCUUUGGAAGAAGUAGUCAAGCGUAGAAUGAUUAAUAACAUUCUCAAAGAUAAAAAAGCUUUUGUGACUGUCAACAGUGAUGAAUGCAAGCAAGGAGGCCCGGACGGAGCGUUCAAGCCGGAGGAUGGAUGGCUGAGUUGGUGUAAAGAUGGGAAGAUGAUGAACAUAAUCUACGCCAAUGGAGACAAAUCUGGAAAUCAAAUUUACAAUGCUGGGCUGAUACCCACCAAAUACGGAAUCACAGUGGAGUAUAUGACCACACAAUCUGAAAAUUGCCAAAAGAAAUUUGGCGGUUACAGCCACGAUCCUUAUGCAGACAAAGCUUUACCAACAGACAUUAAUGCAGAUUGCAUCUUCAAUCUUCCGGUUUGCUAUCCUAGCUUUGAUAAAGAUAUCCGCAAAAAGAGAAGAAAACAUGGUACUGUUGUGGCUUGCAGGCAGAAUGCUGCGCUGCCAAUAUGACAAAAUGAAUUGGCUUAUUUAUAGCCCCCACUAAGUAUCAAAGUUCAUCCUUGUAUUUCUGGUCACUCGUUAUGAAGAAAUUGCAUUAUAUAUAAGCUUGGUUUUUAGCUUUGA